AUGGCACGUAGCGCCAUCCUGUUGAAACCACAUCUCGACUUGAUCAUACAAAAAAUCAUUGAUCAUGGUGCGGUAACGAGCUCCGGCUUCAGUUUUAAAGAAAUGAGAUCCGAUGAUGCCGCCAGCGCACAAUGCCCCAAAAUCACUCCCCCCCAGACAAACGUGUACGAAAAAGCCAUCACCAUUUCGUCGAUUGCGAUUAAACGCAGGCCAACGCUGCCGCAAACGCCAGCGAGUGCCCCACAGGUGUUGUCACCCAAACGACAGUGUGCCGCAGCUGUAUCGGUUAUACCAGCAAACGCCGCCAAUCCAGCAGCAGCCCAACUAACACCCCAAAUACAAUACGCCACAGCACCUGCUAGCGCCACCGCUGCCCAUCAAGUCGCCUUGAAAGCCGGCCAUCAACAGUUUGCCUUUAAUACAGCUGCUGCUGCCCAAUUAGCUGCCACAGCAGCCAUUACAGCCCACUCACACAACCACCACCAGACACAAGUGGCUGCUGCAGCAGCUGCGGCCGCUGCUGCUCAACACCAACGUAAUAUAGCUGCUGUUGCUGCUCAACACAUAAAUCCAGCAGCCGCUGCUGCUCUACUCAAUCACCAGUUCAGUCAGGGAGCCACACACCAGCAACACCACCAACAACAACAGGCCGCUGCAGCCGUAGCAGCUGCGGCAGCAAACGCUGCUCAUCAGCAACAUUUGGUAUUGCAACAGCAACAACACAUCUACCAGCAACACCAACAGCAUCAACAGUACCAACAACAACAGCAACAGAUCAGACACUUGCAACAACAACAACAACAGCAUCAUCACAAACAACAACAGCAACAACAACACCAUCAACAGCAACAGUUAUUAGCGGUGACAACACCUACUGCCACAAGCAACCAACAAAGUUCCACUACCCCCUCAUCCACUACAUCGCCCAGCGCCUCUUUGGUGUCCUCCACCUCAUCCAUCAAUAACACCAACUCGGUAACCGUUAACGCUUCUCUACAUUCCAACGACUCCAAUACAUCGUCGUCUUCGUCGAAGACUACAACACCCACACCGUCAGCUACAUCGUUAGCAGCUGUCACAACCAACGACAGCUUAACAGCAGUGAAUAGUAACGGUUGCAACAACAGCAACUCCUCGAAUAACUCAACAGCAACAACAGCGACUACCACGUCAACAAUGGAAAAUCAAAUGUCUUUGGCACCCCUAGGAUUAUCGCAAAGCAUGGAUUCCGUUAAUACAGCAAGUAAUGAAGAAGAGCUGCGUUUCCAAAAGUUUACUAUAAAUAGCAAAUAUUCCAAUAAUAUACCAUAA
Molecule: messenger RNA, 1311 nt
Organism: Calliphora vicina (urban bluebottle blowfly)
Lineage: Eukaryota; Metazoa; Arthropoda; Insecta; Diptera; Calliphoridae
Product: protein couch potato-like
Exons: 3
Coding region: 1-1311 (436 amino acids)
Source: RefSeq, a predicted model, not a curated record